This is a messenger RNA of Macrosteles quadrilineatus (aster leafhopper), 973 nucleotides long. Its product is annotated as trypsin-2-like. The coding region runs from base 86 to 931 and encodes 281 amino acids. Lineage: Eukaryota; Metazoa; Arthropoda; Insecta; Hemiptera; Cicadellidae. Gene Ontology annotation, molecular function: serine-type endopeptidase activity. Gene Ontology annotation, biological process: proteolysis. The record is from RefSeq and is a predicted model, not a curated record. The transcript has 7 exons.
AGUAGUUUUGCUCUCUGAUAACACUUUGGCUCAGAUAAGUCGUCUGAAGAAGUGAUAUUGUCAUAAACACAGCUAAUCCUACACAAUGAGAUUAUUCAUCUUGGGACUUGCUUUAGCAGGUCAUGUGAUUGGUGCAUGGAGUUCAAAUGUCGGAUCAAAUCCAGCGGUUAUCCAGGACUUCCCUUAUUUCGCUUCCAUCGAGAAGAAUGGAGUAUACGCUUGUGCUGCAACUAUUAUUGAUGACAAAUAUGUUAUGACCACAUUCUCCUGUGUGGAUGGGGUUGAUGUCAAUACACUUGGAGUACGAGUGGGUACAUCUCAACAGGGUAGGAGAGGAGACUACUACAGGGUUGUCGAAGUGAACUCAUCAAGGGCGUUUCCCUUUGGACCAGGACCAUCACCAGGACCAAGGGUCGCCUAUGACGUUGCUAUGGUCAAGGUAGCAGUUUCCUUCACAUACUAUCCUAAAGUAAUUUGGGCUAACCCGAAUGCUGAUGGGAUUCAGGAGCUUGAGGAAGGUUCUGUUGUAGGCUGGGCGAAUACCAAGCAAUGGGGAGGUGCUCUUAGCUCUGCCAACGCAUACGUUCUAUCGUCCAAUAACUGCUCUCAGAUCUACGCUGGCAUCAUGAAUAUAUCUGCAGAUAUGUUCUGUCUGUGGCCCACCGACCCAGCCAACAGCCCUUGCUUUGCAGAUAUGGGGGCUCCGUUCUUCCUGAAUGAGCAAUACUAUGGCAUAGUGACCCAUUCCCCAGGCUGUGACAACCCGAACCUCCCCGUGGUGGUCACUGGCAUCUCUAAGCUCACCAGCUUCAUAAUCAUGGUUCUGUGCGACGUGCAGGACAUGUUUGGUCAACUUGGCAUGCAAAUGGCUGGACUUUCAGACGAUAUGCAGCAAAACCUGCCUUAUGCUAAAUAUUCCAUAGACAUGUAAUUACUGUAUUGAAGGUGAUGAUUAAAGUUAUAAUGAAUCUUC